AUGAUAUGCUUGAAAAUACCCGAUAUACACACCAUUCAUGAACAAACGACUACUCAACUGACAUCAACAUCAGGCAUCAGAGACAGUGGGUAUGAAUCAUGUGAUGCUGAAAAAUUAAAAAUAUCGAAUAGUCAAUCAAAUGUAUCAUUGUCACCGGAUGGUCAAACAUUAAUCGUUUCUUAUUAUACAACACCAUCCGUUGUUGAUAAAAAUAAUAAUCCUUCUCAACAAACAGCAAUGAGAACAUUUUCUUCUAGUCACUCUCAACAACAUCCAAAUGAUUUAAUUACUCAUCGUGUAAGAUUAGCUGAACAAGAAAUAAUUGAAGUAUGA
Messenger RNA from Didymodactylos carnosus, 333 nucleotides. NCBI's taxonomy places the organism in Eukaryota, Metazoa, Rotifera, Eurotatoria, Philodinida, Philodinidae. The record is from the annotation of a GenBank genome assembly.